AUGUCCUUUAGUGCCACCAUCCUUUUCACUCCUCCAACAGGGCAAGAUGAUGCCAAAUGUGGAUGCAAAACUGAAAGCACUCAAGGUGGCUCUGUGAUUGUUGAUGGACCAACUCCAGUUACGGUUACUGGUCAAGGAGUUUCAGUACAAGGAUGUGAGCAGCUUCUGCAUCUUAUCUAUCAGCGUGUGGAGAAAGCAGUGGGACUUGCUGAAGCUGCUCUUAAUGUGGCCAAAGCAAACAGUAGUCUACUGAGCCAACUACAGGAUGAAGUGAGCAGUUUACGGAAUAUGCAUGAAAGAUCAGAAAGACCAAAAUCACCUGAUAACACUGCAAGAUGUAAGCUAUCAGACGAGGAAGAAGUUGAAGAGAUCAGAGGAGUGCAGGUUGUCAUAGAGGAGCUCAGACAGCUGGGUGCAGCAUCUGCAUCAUUAGUUCCUGGACUUCAUCCACCAACCAUGGAAAGGACAAAAGAAAGCUGCUUGCCUCCAUGUCCUCCAAAUGAGACACAAUCACUUCUAAGUCCCAUUCAUAUUCCGGCUAUAGAUGAUUUUUUAACUCCAGAACCAACAGCCCAAAGGAUUUUGCCACCCAACUUCGUGAAGCCAGUGACAGAUUCACAUCCUCCUAGGGACACAGUGGACGCUCUAAAUGAAGCAACUCCUCCAAUUCUGAAGUCAGCACAUUCACAUCUUCUAAUACAGAAGGAUGGCUCCCUUAGUCCUGGUUGCUUGAUUAUGGCAGAGUCUUCUCCAGAUGCUACAGAGAUGAGGCCUCCAGUGUCACCACCAUCAUUUUUGCCGUAUUAUACUGGCACAAGCUCUCGCCAACGAAGCAAUGGCCAGAAAUGUUCUAGAAGAAAACGAGACCUGGUUUUGUCUAAACUAGUGCAUAACAUUCACAAUCACAUCUCCAAUAACAAGCGCUUCAAUGGCUCAGAAAGCAUCAAGUCUUCAUGGAAUAUUUCUGUUUUAAAAUUCUUGGUGGAAAAACUGAAACAAGAGCUGGUGUCCAGUGCCCAUCGUUACACCGACAAGGAACUGAAAGGUGCCUGUGUUGCCUACUUUUUGACAAAAAGGAGAGAAUAUCGAAACUCUAUGAAUCCAUUUAAGAGUCUGCGGGAGAAAGAAGAAAAGAAGCUGAGGAGCCGACGAUACAGGCUUUUUGCAAACAGAUCAUGGGGUGUGCAACAGUUUUCUCCUGAAGACCAAGCCUUGUGGGAGGGUGUUACGGAAGAGUUAAUGUCUGAUGAAGAGGACAGUCUGUCUGAGCCAGGUGUAUGGGUAGCUCGGCCACCUCGUUUCCGAGCACCAGAGCUCUCUAGACUCUGUUACAGCAUUGACUCGCAUUCUAAACAUGGCAAUAAAACCAAUCGUGUCUACGGUGCUCUUUCUGACCGACUGCCUUCUGCUGAGGUUCAUAUAUUGCCCCCUCACCUUUAUAAUCCUGACUGGGAAAGGGAAGUGAAUGAGGAGGAACUGACAGGAGGUGCACGGGGAAGAAAAUCCUUUUGUCCUGAUCUCAAUUCCUUUAUACAGAUAAAAGUGGAAAAAGAUGAAUAA
Staurois parvus is the source of this 1560-nucleotide messenger RNA. The record is from the annotation of a GenBank genome assembly. NCBI's taxonomy places the organism in Eukaryota, Metazoa, Chordata, Amphibia, Anura, Ranidae.